UGCACCAGUUCAGCAGUGCAGCGAAAACGAACAGACCUACUGGCUUUAAAGUAUAUCCAUUUCAUACUUGUAACGCUCGCGACAUCGUUCUAUUCUUAUUUAGCAUCUAUUAUUUAUAGACGGAUCUUAUAUUCAAGAUCGUCUUAAGCAUAGUUGACACCAUUCAACAUGUCAAACUCCAAGAAAAAGAAGAGCUACAAAGCUUUUUUGGAACCAGAGUUCAAAGCAUCGCAAGUGAAUCGUCAAACAUAUCAACGAUGGAUGACACAUGUUACAAAAGGAAAUACCAUAUUGGAACAUUCGGAACUGCGAAAUGAGGAAGCAGUUGGGACAUUGACAGAUUUAAAUCAAAGGUCACAAUAUGAGUUAAACACCACAGCAAUUGAUGUCUCAUCAAAUGAAAAUGAAGAUACUAGAAAUUGGAACGAAAUUAUACACUAUGAGAACUCUGAAAAAGAAGAAUGUGAUAGAAAUAUGUCCUGAUGAAAUGAUGAAAUGGAGAAUAAUAAUUUUAUUACCGAGGAUGAUUUUGAUUUGUUUGUAACUUCAAACAAAAAUUAUGGUACAAAUGAUGAUACUAUCAUGUUUGGAGCUGCCGGUUUGUCAAUUUCUCAAGUAUAUAUAAUGGUCCAUGCUUUAUGUUUACGUUAUCACCAUUCUGAUGAAUCUAGACAUGCUCUAUUGAAUUUGAUCAAAAUUUUAGCUGGGCCAAAAUUUAGUCAUGUUAAUAUUACUAAAUAUGCAAUAUCGAAAAAGUACAAUCCGCCCAAUGACACCAUAUCGUAUAUAUUUUAUUGUGAACAAUGUUAUAAGGUAUUGUUACAUCCACUCUCUCAAACUCAUAUUAGUCAAAAUAAAAAUGCAACGUGCCAUCAGUGUGGAAAACGAUAUCAAAUUUCUAGAGCUGUGCGUCAAAUGUGGGCUGAAUGGAACUCUCCUAGUUCUUCAUUUUAUUUAUCACGACAACAACGAGACUGUAUUGAUAAAAGGUUAUUGAAUAUAAAGCCUCCGAAAGAAAUACAUCGUUUACCGCGAGCGUUGAAAGAAGGUAAACUUAAGGCGAGUGAAUGGCGUUCAUGGACUUUAUUUUAUAGUGUGCCAUGUCUCACAGGUAUUUUAAAUGAUAAUGCGUUAGCUUCGUUUAUACUUUUAGUACGAAGUAUUAAUGUUCUUCUUUCGCAAUAUUUCAAAAGAAGGUUUGAAACAAUGUGAAAUAGAUUUAACGCGUUUUGUUGGAGAAACCGAAAUUUUAUAUGGUAAAGGCGCUAUGACUUUUAAUAUUCACUCAUUGUUACAUGUAGUUCAAAGUGUUCGUAUGAGUGGUCCAUUAUGGGCUACCUCCGCAUUUCCAUAUGAAAAUGGUAUUUUUCAUUUGAAACAAAAUAUCCAU
Messenger RNA from Harpegnathos saltator (Jerdon's jumping ant), 1390 nucleotides. RefSeq lists its product as uncharacterized. The record is from RefSeq and is a predicted model, not a curated record. Lineage: Eukaryota; Metazoa; Arthropoda; Insecta; Hymenoptera; Formicidae. Bases 496 to 1212 code for a protein of 238 amino acids. The transcript has 3 exons.